AUGGCGGUGUCACCACUCGACUCAUUGCUGGCCACCUUCGACCGCCAUAUCGAGCAGAAAGCGGCGGCGGACCAACGCCUGAUCUCAGCUGCGCAGGCCGGCCCAUCUUCGCUGGCUCUGAGGCGCGAUGAAGUUCGAAAUCUCAUCACCGGCUCAUCGGGCGAGCCGUCGCACUCGACGUCGUUGCAACUUUCGCCGCUGGAGCGAGCGAUUUACUACGAGGUGGAGGGGCGAAGGCACAAGCUUCAUCGGAAGCAGAGGGAGCUCGACUUCUGGGCAGCAUAUCAGGAUGAGCUCGCGGACAGGCCGACCAAGAUGCCGACGAGCAGGUCUGCACUCGAGGCGCAGAUUGCCGACAAGAGGGCGCGGCUGAUGGAGCUCGAGGCGCGAGACAAGCUGCGCGUCGAGACGACGCGGGCGCUGGAGUCGAGCGCCGCCAUUCAGCGCGUCCUCACUACCACAUCGCCUACGCCGUCGACGAGCAAACAGGAGGAGGAGCAUUACGCAACGACGCGCGAACUUCUCAACCAGAGAGACGACCAAGCGCUGGCCUUCCUCAAGACGUUCAACGAGACGCGCGCCAUCAAGGAGGAGAGGAUCGCGGUCAAGGCGGAGAUCCGAGAACAACGUCUCAAAACGCUGCGACUUCUUGAAAGCAUCAAGGCGAUCAAGGCCGAGAUCCGCACUCGACAGCUGAACCCGGCUGGGUCGGGGGCAGCGAACGAUUCGGAUGCAUCGCAGGACAUGGCGGCGGUCAGGAGGGUGCAGCAGAUGCAGCGCGAGAUCAACGAGGCGCGCUCCAAGAAAGAGCUCGUCAAAGGCAUUCUACGUGGUCUCAUCUUGGAAUCGGGGCGCGAUUGGACGAAGAACAAGGCGACGCGCACACUCAUGCUGUCGCUCGACGACGAGGACGACGCUUCGGACGAUGCAUUGAGCGACGACGAAGCUGCGGCAGAUGGCGACGGCGACGACGACGACGAAGAGAUCGAUGAAGACGAGGAUGAAGGCAUUGAUGAUCUGGACGAAGAGACAAGAUCGCGGGCCAAAGAGGGGGUAGCAUGUCGACUGGACGCCGAAGUGCCCGACUCGACAGCUGCCGAUCAGGAGCCAGAGCGUCCGUGUGUGAAAAGGAGGGGCCGGCAUGCCAAGCCAGGCGAGACGGGCAACGAUAGCGAGCUCGGCAAACUGCAGCCAGGCCAACACGCAACACCACCUCCACAACAUGGCCUUACUUGCCGAUGGGUGCCAAGCCUGCAAGCGCUCGCCGUGCCGCCGUCCUCUUGGCCAUGCCGCUGUCAAACUUCAGAGAUCCACGAGCGCAAGAUCGGCGGCGCUUUGGCUCUAGACAGCAGCACCGACUCCCUCACGAGCUGA
Messenger RNA from Moesziomyces aphidis, 1374 nucleotides. NCBI's taxonomy places the organism in Eukaryota, Fungi, Basidiomycota, Ustilaginomycetes, Ustilaginales, Ustilaginaceae. The record is from the annotation of a GenBank genome assembly.